AGGAGGGGAGGGGGUGAGUGCUCCUCGGGAUCCGGGCCUAGCAGUGCCGCCGCCGGGACUCUGCUGUCGCUCUCAUCCGCUGUCAAAAAUCCGGGAAUUGCCUCAUUUGGGGGGCACAAUGGAGGCGGCGGGGCUCGCGUGGAAGCUGCUCGACGGGGGAAUGGGAGAUAGCAUGCCAGCAUGAGUGGGCUACAUGCAGGCCCAAGCCGGGAGUCCAGCCGCCCGAUAAGCCCUGCCUGUGACCUCUCCCGCUACUCCCGAUCCAACUACAAUAAAGAUCCCAGCACAACCAUGUCCGCCGCCGCCUCCUCCCUACAGCACGCAUCCAUUUACGGCUUUGCGCAGAGGGACCCUUCGCCCCCCUCAUCCACCUACAGCCCCCUGAGGAGGCUGCAGCAUCUCACCACCAUGGUGAGCCAGCCCGACUUAGUUUUGCCCGCCCGGCCAGGUAAGAGCUGGGAGUGGGCCGCCUCUGAUCAAAACGAGUCGGAGCGGGACUCCUGGGUCGACUGUGCCGGCAGGGAUUACUGCGACGCCACUUUUGCAAAACAAGGCGAGGUCCAAAGUGGCAGCUCUAACGAGGAGCCGGCAGCCAGCUGUAACAGUCCCACCGUGUCAGAGAGGAAGACGGACAGUUGUUUCUCCUGCCCGCCCAGCCCGGCCUUCUCUCUCGAUAGCAACAGCCCCUUUGCAAAUGGCCUCCUUCAUUUUGAAUCCUCUUUGUUCGAGGACGAGGAUCACCACAACUGUGACAAAGAGCAGGAGCAGCAGCAGCAUCAGCAGGAGGAGACAUACUUUGCCGUCACAGACUCGCGGGAUAAACGCAAGACCCCAGAGAAAGAGCUUCAGUCUGCCACUGUGGAUUUGCAAUCAGAAAUCAAGGAUGCAAAUGUUCCAUCUGCAAAAGUCAUCACCCGGUCCCAGUCGUCGGGUUUUCGCCGAAGGUACUGGGAUGUUUCCGAUGACGAUUGGGAGAGCGACACGGAUCUCUUCCUUUUUGGCGAUAGCCCCUCCAGGCAUUUGAUGCAGAGCGACAUGAAACGAAGCGCCGUGCCACCUGUCAAGUUUCUGGAGGGCGAGGUCAUUUGGGCAAAGUUCAGCCGACGGCCGUGGUGGCCGUGCGAGGUGAUUGUUGACCCUGCGCAGGGAGUCUAUCACAAGGUUAAAGAGCCCAGCGAUCGGCCCUGUCGACUCUACCACAUCAGGACUUUUGGGGACCAGGAGGAGCAAGCCUGGGUGGAGGACAAAUCGACUCAUAUUUUUCACGGAGGCUUUCAGUUUGAGCAGCUUGCACAAAUGCGCAGGAAGGGGAAGCAAAGAGGGCCGAACCACAAAUACACCAUCGCCAAACGCUAUGAAGCGUCUUGGAAAUUGAGUGUGGCUGAAGCUGAAACUAUUCUCCAGCAAAGGCCCAACAUAGACUCUUUAACCAUAGACACUACCUUCCAAGACAGUUCACCGAUGAUUACCAAGCCCUGUCCACCUAUUUCCCCAUCUUCCCCCGCUGCUUCUAAUCUUCUGGAAAAGUCGCACGCAAUCAGUGGAUCGAUAUCUUGCCAGACAUCAUCCCCAGUAGAAAAUAAGCAAGGCACUUUAAAGAAGUCUUCUGACAAGAGGGAAGACUUCAACUCCUCAAUUAAGCAGUCUAAAAAGGUCCGACAUCACAACCCCAACCAAUCAGAUAAGAAUGUAGAGUGCCCUUAUUCGGACCUUGAGUCGGUCCCUAAGAUUUUGUGUCCAAAAGCACCUGAACGCCAAACCACGUGGACUCAGUCACCUGCUAAUCUCGCCAAGGAGGAAAAGAGACAACCGGAGAUGCAAAGUGGUCUUUGGUUUAGUAAAUCAGGCAAAGACAGACGACCAAAAACUGUUACUCCAGAACGGUCAGAUCGUACGCUUGUCACCAAUGUACUCAGUAAGAAAAAGACUUUGGCUGUGACUAAAAACUUGACGGCUCAAGGGGAUAAUGCCUCCUUGGCCGGACAAGGUGACCAGGGUGGAUUGGUAAAUCCCGAACCAAAGGUUCUGUCUGAGCAGUCAUGGCAGUUGGACUCUAAAAACAACAUUGUAGCUAGCGACCCUGCCGAAAGUAGUCCUGAGCUGUUGUCUCAACACCAGCUGUCGAUCGAUUCUUCUGACCCUCUUGGAUUGUCACAACCGCAAGAGUCGGUGGUCUUUUCUGAACCUUUUCAAUCUUCAGAAAACAAACAGUCCGUGGCUCCUUUUGACUCACAAGGAUUGUUACGGAAGCAGGUGUUCACAGAUUUUUCUGACUCUCUGGCAUUGUCACAAAAACAAGAGUCAAUGUUAUCUUCUGACCCAGCAGGAAUGUCACAAAAGCAGAAAUCUGUGGAUUCCUCUUACCCUCGAGGUGUAUCACAAAACCGUGAGUCUCGGAAUUGUUCUGACCCUCGAGCAUCUUCUCAAAAGCGCAAAUUAGUGGUUUUAUCAGACUCCCGAGGAUUGUCCCAAAAGUGCAAAUCAGUUGAUUCUUCUGAUGCUGGAGGAUCAUCUCAAAAGCAUAAAUCUGUGGAUUCCUGUUACCCUCAAGGAUCAUCAAAAAAGCUGAAAUUUGUGCCCCCUUCUGACUCUCAAGGAUUGUCCCAAAAGCAGGAGUUAGUCGAUUCUUUGGAACCUCGAGGAUUGUCCAAAAAACAGAAGUCAGUGGAUUGUUUCAGUACUGAAGCAUUGUCACAGAAGGACUCCAGGGAUUCUGCUGACCCCCAAAUGUUCCCACCAAAGCAGAGGUGCGUGGAUUUUGCAAACCCAAGGCAGAAGGAUGUGGGUGUUUCUGAUCGACUGUCUCACAAGCAGAAAUCGGUGGAUUCUUCUGACCUUCUAGAAUUAUCACCACAGCGGGAGUCCAAGGGUUGUUCUGACCUUCCAGUAUCAUCGCAAAAGCAGAAGUUGGUAGAUUCUUCAUGCGCUCAAAGAUUGCCACAGGAUUCUUCCAUUCCUGGAACAUUGUCACAAAAGCAGAAAUCCAUGAAUUCUUCAAACCUUCAAAGAUCAUCGCAAAAGAUGGAGUCUAUGCAUGGGUCUGAUCCUCGAGGACCAUCGCAACAGCAGACGUUUGUGGAUUCUUAUGACCGUCAAGGACUGUCACAAAAACAGGAGUCUAAGGAUUCUUCUGACCCUCAAAGGGUGUCCCAAAAGCAAAAGUCGGUUGAUUAUUUUAAGCCACAAGGAUUGUCAAAAAGGGGGGCAUGGCAUUCUUUUCACCACCAAACAUUGUCACAAAAGCAGACGUUAUUUGAUUCUUCUCACCCCCGAGGAUCGUCCCAGAAGAAGUCAAUGGAUUCUUUUUGCUCGAAAGAAUCGUCACAAAAGCAGGAAUCCAUAGAUACAUCAGACCCCCAAAGAUCAUCACAAAAGGAGAAGUCAGUGAAUUCUUCUCAACCCCAAGGAUCAUCACAAAAGCCGAAGUUGGUGGAUUCUUCAGUACCCCAACUGUUGUCACAAAAACAGAAAUCAGGGGAUUCUCCUGGCCCUCGAGGGUCGUCACAAAAGCAGAAGUCCAGGCAUUCGCCUGAUCAUCGAGGAUCAUCACAAAAGCCGAAUUCCAGAGAUUCUUCUGAUUCCCGCGGACUGUCAAAAAAGCAGGAGUUCAAGGCUUCCUCUGACCAUCGGGUAUUGUCACAAAAGCAAGCAUCUAAGUAUUCUUCUGACCACCGAGUUUCAUCACAAAAGCUGAAGCCAAAGGAUUCUUCUGAACCUCGAGGAUCCUCACAAAAACAGGAGUCCAGGGAUUCUUCUGACCCUCAAGUUUCAUCCGAACAGCUGAAGUUGGUGGAUAUUUCUUACCCUUGCGGGUCAGUACAGAAGCAGGUGUCCAUGAAUUCACCCGACCAUCAAGGAUCCUCACAAAAGCUGAAUUCUUUUGACUCCUGUGGAUUGUCAAAAAAGCGGGAGUCCACGGGUUCUCCUGACCAACGACGAUUAUCUCAAAAGCAGGAGUCCAAGUAUUCUUCUCACCCUCAAAUUUCAUCACAAAAGCUGAAGUUAAUGGAUUCUUCUGAACCUCGAAGAUCAUCACAAAAGCAUGAGUCCAGGAAGUCUUCUGACCCUCAGGUUUCAUCAGAAAAGCUAAAGCCGAUGGAAUCUUCUGACACUCCUGUGGCAUCACAGAAGCAGGGGUCCAGGGAUGCUCCUGAUCAAGGAUCAUCACAAAAGCCGAAUUCCAUGGAUUCUUGUGACUCCCGUGGACUGUCAAAAAUUCAGGAGUCCACAGGUUCUUCUGGCCCACGAGGACUGUCACAAAAGCAAGAGUCCAAGUGUUCUUCUGAUCCUCGAGUUUCAUCUCAAAAGGUGAAGUCAAAGGAUUCUUCUCAACCUCGAGCAAUGUCACAGGGCCAGGAGUCCAGGAUGUCUUCUGAUCCUCGAGUUUUGUCAGAAAAGGUGAAGUCGGUGCAUACGUCUGACUCGUGCAGGUCAUCAUGGAAGGAAAUGUCCAGGGACCCUCGUGGAACAUCCCAUAAGCAGAAGUCAUUGGAUUCAUUUGAGCUCCGAAGAUCAUCACAUAAACAUAAGUUAUUGGAUUCUUCUGACCCUCCAGUAUCCUCACAAAAACUGCACUCUGUGGACUCCUCUGACCCUCAGGGAUCAUCGCAAGUGUCUGUGGAUUCCCGCAGGUCCUCUAAGAAGUGUGGUUCCUUAAAAUCUCGGCAAAUUAUCCCUAAUUCUAAACACUCUGCCAAACGGUCGACUCCUCAAAGCAGCGCACACGUCAAGAAGUUCAGGAAGAGGACCGGUGUAAAGCACAGCAGUCAAAGUGAUCAUUGUAAAUCGAAGGCCAGUAAAACAGUUGCUCCAUGUGGUUUAUACCAGACGGAAGAAAGAGAAAACAAUACCAAGGCCAAGUCCAGUUUAAGUGAAGUAUCAACAGACCUUCAAAAAGCUUUGAUUGCUAUGUGUAAACUACCAUUCAUUAAGUUGAUGCGCGGCGACAUAAAUAUUCAGAAUUAUUGGAAGUCUAAAAUUGCUAUUAGUUACAAUGACCAAACUGGAUGUUCAAACAGUAAUGAACUCCAAAGAACAGCGGCUCACUCCUCAUCUAAGUCAGACUUGACGCACGCAGCAGCAACUAUCUCUAAAAAUAGUGUAGACAAAAAAGUUUCCCAAAACAGCGGAGACAAUACGGUUUCUGGGAAUGUUGAAGACAAGAGGCUUUCUGGAAAUUGUGAAGUCAAAAUCAUGCCCAGAGAUGGUGAAGACAAAAGUGUGUCUAGAAAUGGUGAGGUCCAAAGUGUUUCUAGAAAUAGUGACGACAAAGGGGUUUCCAGAAAAAAUGAAGAGAAAGGUGUGUCCAGACAUGGUGAAGAAAAAAAUGUUUCCCGAGUUGGUGAAGACAGGAAAAAUGAGGACAACAGUGUUUCGAGAAAAGCGGUGGACAAAGUUGCAUCUAACGGUGAACACAAAGUCGUUUACAGGCUCACUGAAGACAAACAUGUUUUCAGAAAAAAUGAGGACAAAAUUGCGUGCCGAAAAAACGAGAGCAAAAAUUUUUCCACAAGUAAUGGACACGACCCUGUUUUCAGAAGAAAAGAGGGAAAAAAUGCAUCUGAAAGUGGUGACGACAAAGGUGUGUCUAUAAAUUGUGAAAACAAAAGUGUGUCCAGAAAUUGUGGAGAUAUAAGUGCAUCUCGAAAGAGUGGAGACAAAAUUGUUUCCAGAAUUGGUGAAGGCAAACCUGUUUUCCGAAAAACUGAAGACAAACUUGUUUUCCGAAAAAGUGAAGACAAAAGUGCUUCAAGAAAUCCUGAUCCCAAAAGUGGCCCCCAAGAGACAAGUGUUUCGGGAAGUGCAUUUGAAAAUGUUGACACAAGUGUUUCAGGAAAAUGUGACGAGGCAAUUGUUUCCAGAAAGAGUGUGUCCAGGAAUGAUACCGGCUCUUCCGACUCCUGUCUGGCAGAGACUGAAGCAAAGUGUCCGACUGGUGCCCCCAAAGGUACCACAAUUUCUUGCGAUCUUUCAGAAGGUUCACAGCAACGUGAGACUUGCGCCUCGAGCUUGCUGCACGUCACAACCCCCGUGCCCUCUCAGUACGAUACAAAUUCAGUAUCUGGCAAUGGUCAGGUAUCCCAAGAGCCAUCAUCCCCCAAGACCAAUGCCCUUAAAUCAAAGCACAUCCCCGAUCAAUUGCCCGACGUCCUACCACAAGAACAGCCCGCCCAUCUCCCAGCUAGCAAUCGGCUGAUGACCGGAGCCCUGAAAACCAUGAAGGUGCUGCAAAAGCUGAAGCACAGAAAAGCCAAAAAGAAGGCCGCUCAGAAUGAAGUCUUGCCUCAUGGCCAAAACCAGGCCAACCUGGAUUACCAUGCUAAGAACUGCGCUUGGAACAAAGAAAGCAAUUUGGACGUUUGCACUAAAGUCAAACCGGUCGAGCCUCGAUAUAGCGCCAUUUCUUCCGAUGAUCGGGACGCUGUAUCCAGUUGUCGUACCCCUCCUUUGCUGUUGCAUGAUUGCACUGAAGUCAAGAGCGAAGAGGAAGUCCUUUCGGUAUCUUCAACACCACCAAUGGACUUCAUACCACUCACCUCCAAUGUCAGGACAAAGGAGGUGGACCAAAGCACCUCCUCGCCUUCCCCUCCCUCGCCGUUUUCCUUUAUGAAUGCUUUGAAAAACGUGAAAGAGGUGUCCUUCCAAUCUUUGACCGACGAGGCUAACGGCAAAGUGCUCACCUUCAAACCAGACCUGAAUUACAAGUUCAGCACUUUUCUUAUGAUGAUGAAAGACAUGCAUGACACUCGAGAGCGUGACGGGGCCCCCUUAGAACUGGAAAUUGGACCACCAAGUGCCCACGUCAAGCAGGAGCCCUUGGUCAUGCCUGGAGUGGCUGCACUCGCGGGCCUAGAACAAGACGUUGUGAAUGGUGAUCCAGAUUUUAGCCCAGGCAUGGACACAAGUCGAAGUCACAUGUCCAAGCGGCCUUACAAGAGAAGGAGCAGCUCCUCUUGGAUGAAGAGCAAAAAUGGUCGCAAAGUGCCGAGUCGUCCCGCUGGGUCUGGACCCGGGUACCCGGGCGUGGGGUCCUUGCUUGGAAUUGACUUUUCCUCUGUACUGGAUUACUCUGCAAAAGUCCGGUCCCUGUUGGAUAUGCAGGCCUCCCCCUGGGAGGGCCAGCCCGGGAGCGAUGGAGGAUUGUUGACGUGGGGUGGAGACUUUGAACAGAUGAAUGGCUUUUCUUCCAACUCCACCCAAGCCAAGACCGGAGAAGGCGAUGGCGAUUCCUCUGCCAAUAAACGAGUACGCAAGCCAAGCAAAAGGCUCCUCGAAUGGACGGAAGAGUACGACCACAUAUUUUCUUCAAGGAAGAAAACCAAAAAGCCUCUUCAGACAAUUACGAUGGCCAACCAAGCACUUUCAUCCCAACCACCUGUACUGGACAAACAUGUCCUCGAGCCGCCAUCGUUGAGCGCACUUCCUGAAAUGCAGACGCCGCCUCCGGAGGAAAUCACCCUCACCACAGAACUCCAAAUCCCCAGCGCUGAAAACGCAUCCCCGCAGGAAGCGCAGCCGCUUUCCAUCGACACGUUGACCCCGCCCCCUGAGGCUGAAGCGGAACCACCGCCAAUUGAAGACCUUGCUGGAGACGACUGCAAUGCUGCUUUGCCACAAAAGAAGCGGAAGAGGAAACCAACUCCGAAGAUCCUGGAAUAUUGUCUUGAAGCCGAGGCCUCUGUGGGCCCGAAGAAGAAGAUCAAAAUUGUGAAGAACUCCUGCGAAGAUCCUCAAACAGCGCUUCCAGAUCCCGACCCUCCUGCUUUGAAGCCAAUAAGCCCGGCGGUUCCCACGCCGUCGCCGCAGCCGGCGACAGCGACCCACCCAACUCCACCCAGCCCUCCUGGUCCCCCCGUGCUGGCACCGGCGCUGUCUGAGCAGGCGGAUGAUAAGGUUGCAGAUGUCCACCUUCCUCAAGCGGACGACGGGUUCAAGUACACCACAGAGUCCGAGGGUGAAGCCUCCACGUUGGACCAGAGCUUCUCCUCCUCUCGAGACGACUCGUCGCCGUGCGACGAUGCGCUCGGACAAGGCCGGAGGAUCAUCGGUGACCGAGGGGGCCCCGCCUCCUUGAAGGAGAACGUCUGUCAGGUGUGCGAGAAGACAGGGGAGCUGCUUCUCUGUGAGGGUCAAUGCUGUGGCGCGUUUCACUUAGCCUGCAUCUCCCUGGCCGAGGCCCCCAAAGGGAAAUUUGUGUGCCCGGAAUGCAAGUCGGGCAUCCACACCUGCUUUGUGUGCAAGAAGCGCAGCGAGGACGUGCGGCGCUGCAUGAUCCCCGUGUGCGGCAAGUUCUACCACGGCGAGUGUAUCGCCACCUACGCGCCCACCGCGCCGGUCAGCCGCGGCUUCCGCUGCUCCAUCCAUGUCUGCCUCACCUGCUUCAUCGCCAACCCCGGCAGUCCCUCCAUCUCCAAAGGUCGUCUGGUGCGUUGCGUGCGCUGCCCGGUGGCUUAUCACGCCAACGACCUGUGCAUGGUGGCCGGCUGCGUGGUCCUCUCCAGCAAUAGCAUCAUCUGCCCCAACCACUUCACGCCGCGGCGCGGUGUCAAGAACCACGAGCAUGUGAACGUCAGCUGGUGCUUUGUGUGCACCGAAGGGGGCAGCCUGCUGUGCUGCGAGUCGUGCCCGGCCGCCUUCCACCGAGAGUGUUUGAACAUGGAGAUGCCCAAAGGCAGCUGGUACUGCAACGAUUGCAAGGCCGGCAAGAAGCCUCGCUACAAGGACAUCCUGUGGGUCAAGGUGGGACGCUACAGGUGGUGGCCCGCCGAGGUCAGCCACCCCAAAAGCAUCCCGGACAACAUCCUGCGCAUGAGGCACGACGUGGGCGAGUUCCCCGUCCACUUCUUUGGCUCCAACGACUACCUGUGGACCUACCAGGCGCGCGUCUUUCCCUAUAUGGACGUGGACGCCAACAGCAAGGAGAAGAUGGGCAAAGGCGUGGACGCCACUUACAAGAAAGCUCUGGAGGAGGCGGCGGUGCGCUUCCGCGAGCUUCAGGCCGAGAAGGAGCUCCGCCAGCUGCAAGAGGACAGGAAGAACGACAGGAAGCCGCCGCCGUACAAACACAUCAAGGUGAACCGGCCAAUAGGGAAGGUCCAGAUCGUCACGGCCGACCUGUCGGAGAUCCCGCGCUGCAACUGCAAGGCGACGGACGAGAGCCCGUGCGGCGUGGACUCGGAGUGCAUCAACCGCAUGCUGCUCUACGAAUGUCACCCGCAGGUUUGCCCGGCCGGCGAGCGCUGCCUCAACCAGACUUUCAGCAGGCGUCAGUACAGCCAGGUGGAGAUCUUCAGGACGCUGUCUCGAGGUUGGGGCCUCCGCUGCGUCCACGAUAUCAAGAAGGGUCAGUUUGUGAGCGAAUACGUCGGGGAGGUGAUCGACGAGGAGGAGUGCCGGACCAGGAUCAGACACGCCCAGGAGCACGACAUCUGUAACUUCUACAUGCUCACUCUGGACAAGGAUCGCAUCAUCGACGCCGGUCCGAAGGGCAACGAGGCUCGCUUCAUGAACCACUGCUGCCAGCCCAACUGCGAGACGCAGAAGUGGACGGUGAGCGGCGACACGCGCGUCGGACUCUUCGCCUUGGUGGACAUCUCUGCCGGCACCGAACUCACUUUCAACUACAACCUGGAAUGUUUGGGCAACGGCAAGACGGUGUGCAAGUGCGGCGCGCCCAACUGCAGCGGCUUUCUCGGCGUGAGGCCCAAGAACAACCCGCCGUCGGACGACAAAGGGCGCAAGCUGAAGCGCCGCGGCCACGGCCGGCGGAAGAAGAAGGUGGUGGUGACCAAAGAGCGCGAGGACGAGUGUUUCAGCUGCGGCGACGGUGGCCAGAUGGUCUCCUGCAAGAAGCCCGGCUGCCCCAAGGUCUACCACGCCGACUGCCUCAACCUCACCAGGAGGCCCGCCGGCCGCUGGGAAUGUCCACGCCACCAGUGCGACAUCUGCGGCAAGGAGGCGCUGUCCUUCUGCGAGAUGUGUCCCAGCUCCUUCUGCGGGCAGCACCGCGAGGGCCUGCUCUUCAUCUCCAAGCUGGACGGCAAGCUGUGCUGCACCGAGCACGACCCGUGCGGACCCCACCCGCUGGAGCCGGGCGAGAUCCGCGAAUACGACCCCCAGCCCCGGGCCUUGACGUCGGGCUUGGGGAUGGCCGUCAUCACGCCGUCGUCGGCCACGCCGAGCGUGGCCUCUGCUGGCGCGCGCCCCGCCCCCGCCAGGCUCCCGGACGUUGGCCAGGGUCGUCCCUUUCCCGCUUUUGCCAUCCCGGUGCCCAUCACCAUUCCCGUUUCGGCGCCCGGCGCCUCGCCUGCUGCGGGCAACGGUGGCGGCGGCGGCUUCGACCUCCCGCAGUACUCGCCCAUCUCCUCCUACGAGGAGGACAGAGACGUACUGGAGGAGGACGAGGAUGAGGAGGAGAUGCUGGAUGAGGAGGAUGAGGAAGAGGCUCUGGAAUAUCUUGAGAUCAGAGAUGACGAUGAGGAGGGGGAGGAGGAAGAAGAAGAAGAAGAGUGACGCAGUGGUUUGUUCAUAUCGACUUUAUCGAAUCCCACUCACGUGGCGUGAAUUCUGUGACAGGAAGCACUUGUGACGCAACCUCGGACCCUUUGCGCACACUCGCUGGCGACAACAAAAGUUUCAUGGGGCGCGGUGUUGCGCCAUGACUUCAUUUCCGGCGUCUUUCGCGCUCGCCGGCCAUAACAUUAGGUACACCACAGGAGAGUCAAUAUGAGAGCCGUCGCCAAGAUUUUCUGCCCGUUAAAACCCAUCACAAGGUGACGAUCUUCAUUUCGUGAGGCCGUAGCUUUGUCUUAUAGAAAGACGAGAUUUCGGCCAUCUUGUGACUUCUUUCGGCAGUUACAAACCUUUUAGCCGGGCUUUUUUUUUUUUUUCUCUUUUGUGUCAUCAUGCUAAUUCGAUUGUAAGAAGUGAUGAGGUGACACGAAUGAACAAAAUGACGAUCAAAGCAAAUACCUCUUGCACUCACUUUUGCACUAAGUGGAGGUAUGCAUACUCGGUUUUGAAUGACUCGUAAUGUAACAUUUCAUUC
Hippocampus comes (tiger tail seahorse) is the source of this 11047-nucleotide messenger RNA. RefSeq lists its product as uncharacterized. The record is from RefSeq and is a predicted model, not a curated record. Gene Ontology annotation, molecular function: histone methyltransferase activity; protein binding. Bases 181 to 10512 code for a protein of 3443 amino acids. Gene Ontology annotation, cellular component: nucleus. The transcript has 24 exons. Lineage: Eukaryota; Metazoa; Chordata; Actinopteri; Syngnathiformes; Syngnathidae.